GUUAUAUCCCAGUGUACUUAUACCGCAAAAUUUUGUGUAUAUAUUUGUGCACCGUACGCGAUUCGUUUCCCGAAUAUUUUGUGAUGUUCGAUACAAAAAUAUAGCACAUAAAGAGUACAUAUAAUAGAAGAAUUUAGUGGACGUUUCGAGUACCGGCGAUGAGGCUGGGAUAGAGCAGGAUAUGGCCUCUCACGUACCGAAACCCGGCAGGGUGCCGAAAUGCGCCCGUUGCAGGAACCACGGGAUGAUUUCGACGCUGCGAGGGCACAAGAAGCAGUGCAUUUACAAGAAUUGCUCGUGCCAAAAGUGCGGCUUGAUCAAAGAGAGGCAACGGAUAAUGGCCGCUCAGGUGGCGCUCAAGCGCCAGCAAGCCGCCGAAGACGCCAUCGCCUUGCACCUGGCCUCCAAGGAGAACGGCACCACCUACGAGUACCUUCCGCCGGGCCGGAUAUUCGGCAUGCAGGUCACCUCGCCGGAGGCGGACGCGCCGCCCGUCCAAAAAACCGCCGCCGAACCGCCCCGCCAGCACCACGAAGACAUCGACGUCAGUCCGGCUUCCAUAGACAUGCUGGCGCAGCUGUUUCCCAACAAGAAGAGGGCCGUCCUCGAGCUGGUGCUCAAAAGGUGCAACCACGACCUCCGGAAGGCUAUAGAGCAGGUGAAUGUAGCUCCGGGAGGCGGGCAAUCGUGCGAAGAAGCGCCGCAGGAAUCGGCGUCCGCCUUCAAGCCGGUGAAGGACAGCGCGAAGUCUAAACCAUACGCGGUGCCGCAUUCGGGCGGCUUCUCCUUCGUGCCCACCAACAAAACCUUCAGCUUGUACCCCUUCUGGCCGCUGUUCAACUACCAAUUGCCCCAGCCUAUUCUGCCCAGUCCGGUGCUGGUGCAGGGGAUCUGCGAGUGCGAUCAGUGCGCGACCGCUUCCAGCAGAUUGAACUCGGUGUGAAUUGGAAUUAGACCUGCUUUUACUUGUACCUUGCUCGAUUGUACUGGGUGGCCCGUUUAAAACAGCCCGGCGAUCCUCUAUUAUCAAAUUACUACCCAUUUACUUACAUGCAGUGAUACAGUUUUUGUUUAACAUAUUCCUGAACAUUUCAGGCUUUUCAAACUUCUUUUCAAACUGCUCAACCUGAGCAUUUCAGGUUACUUUUCUACGUGCUUGGACUGUUUUAAAUGGGCCACCCUGUAUACAGCGUGUCCCAAAAAGUUGUAUACAAAUGGGGGAAAAUUUUAUCUUACAUUUCACAAAAAAAUAUUCUUGAUAAAAUUCUCUGCAUGACUUGUAGAUCCACAAUCAGGUAUAAAAUGUUUAAAAAAUUGCCUUGAAUACAGGAAAAACAAAAAAGAAUGAUUUGGACCGAGAGAAAAAUAUGGACAAACUUUAGUGGAGAGCAAAAUGUUCAUUGAAAUUGUGAUUAAGUAGUAAAAAAUUAUGCAUAAUUUUUUCGUUCUU
Molecule: messenger RNA, 1450 nt
Organism: Phyllotreta striolata
Lineage: Eukaryota; Metazoa; Arthropoda; Insecta; Coleoptera; Chrysomelidae
Source: the annotation of a GenBank genome assembly